CUGUGCAAGGCGGCGGGAGAUUUCCUCAGCACUCGGUGGAAAACGGAAUGGUGGGACGGGCUUGGCGCUUGGUGUCGUAAAAUCAAGCAGCAGGCCUCCCAUAACAAGGUGCGCACGAAUGCGUCUCCGAAGAACCUUUCGCAGUCUCUGCCGAUGCGAGAGAUUAUGAUUCCGGGACGAUCGGGAGACGAUGGCUUUCGAAUCACGAAAAAAUCCAUGGCGGAUCAGGUUUCGGGCGGAGGGGGCCUCGGCCAGUAUGCGUCGCCUAUCAGGACGUGGGAAGCAGUGGUGAAGCUCCUGACUGCCAUAGUUUCCUAUGUAAGGAUUGAAGAUAACAUGUUUGACGAGAUAUUGGAGCUGUUGGCAGAGGCUAUGGAAAAGGAUCGGGAUGUGAGGGAUGCGCUGGAGGUUAUCAAUGCAGAUGCCGUUUGGGCAGUGAGGUAUGAGCGUGGGCUUGUCGAAUGGACUCCCGCUCCGGUGAUGGAGGGAGUGGUGUUUCCUGAGAUGGAGAGAGUAUCGUGA
Trichoderma citrinoviride is the source of this 522-nucleotide messenger RNA. RefSeq lists its product as hypothetical. NCBI's taxonomy places the organism in Eukaryota, Fungi, Ascomycota, Sordariomycetes, Hypocreales, Hypocreaceae. The annotation marks the transcript as partial. The record is from RefSeq and is a predicted model, not a curated record. The transcript has a single exon.